AUGGCGGGGAUGGAGUCAAUCUAUUCUGCUACCUACAGCAGUGUUCCGGUGUAUGAGUUCAAGAUCGGCAGCGAUAGUGUGAUGAGAAGGAGAUCGGACGAUUGGGUCAAUGCCACACAUAUCCUCAAGGCGGCAGGGUUCGAUAAACCUGCUCGGACUCGCAUCCUCGAACGAGAGGUUCAGAAGGGUGUGCAUGAGAAGGUACAAGGUGGAUAUGGCAAGUACCAAGGAACAUGGAUUCCACUUCCCGAGGGUCGCCUCCUGGCAGAACGCAACAACAUCCUUGAGAAACUAGCACCCAUCUUUGAUUUUGUGGCCGGUGAUCACAGUCCCCCGCCAGCACCAAAACACUCCUCAAACCCCGCAAAGCCCAAGGCGCCGAGGAAAUCCGCCAGCAACAGAACUGCAGCAUCAGAGAUCUUUAAUGUCGUUCAACCGCAGCGCAGCAUGGGUCCCCCGUCCCUCCCACAGGAGCACUAUGAGAUGAGCGCCGGGUUUGAUGAUAAUGAGUCAAUAGAACAGGCGGCUCUUGAGUCGUCAUCUAUGAUUGCAGAUGAGGAUAUGCUUCAAAUGUCACAGCAUGGGGGCCAUUCACGAAAGCGAAAGCGAGGGAUGAACGAGUCGAAUGCUAUGUCUAUCAGCGAGCAGGAGCAUAUCAUCUAUGGCGACCAACUUUUGGACUACUUUAUGACGGUGGGAGAUUCCCCGGAGGCAACACGAAUUCCUCCGCCAGAACCCCCUGCCCAUUUCCAAGUCGAUCGCCCCAUUGAUGAUUCGGGGAACACGGCUCUCCACUGGGCGUGCGCCAUGGGAGACCUCGAAAUUGUGCAAGAUCUGCUCCGUAUAGGGGCCAACGUGAAGGCGCUUUCGAUUCAUGAAGAGACACCGCUCGUUCGCGCGGUUCUUUUCACCAACAACUACGAAAAGAGAACUUUCCCGGCAGUGUUAGAUCUGCUUCUGGACACUGUUUCUUUUCGGGACUGGUUCGGCGCUACUCUGUUCCACCAUAUUGCAGAAACCACCAGGAGCAAGGGCAAGUGGAAGAGUUCACGAUACUAUUGCGAAGUGCUUUUGGACAAGUUGUGCAAGACCUGUUCACAGGAUGAGAUCGAUCUCUUGCUGGCGUGUCAGGACCAUAACGACGACACUGCGGUCCUUGUUGCUGCCCGCAAUGGCGCGUUUCGUCUCGUCAACAUGCUUCUUGUUCACUGCCCCCGCGCAGGUAAUCUGGUGAACAAAAAGGGGGAGACAGCUACUAGCAUCACGCAGCGCUCCCAUCAACCUGAUCAUGAAAUUCCACCUGCCCCAUCAUCUGUGACCAUGGCCAACGACCACGUGGAUGGCGAAAUGGGUGGUAUUGUGGCCUCGGAUCCGCAGUCCUUGGCUCCUGCUGCAGACUCCUCUGCGACGUCAGACUUGCUAUCCAAGAUUGGAGCGAUCAUGGCCGAUGCAAAUAAGAAGCUUGCUGUGAACUAUGGUAACUCCAAAAUCAACCAACAAGACACCAAUGACGUGGCCAACCCGGAGGCAUUGUAUGAGCAACUCGAGUCAGAUCGCCAGAAAAUCCAGAAACAGGUGGCCGCCUUAGCAGCAAAGGAGGCUGAGUAUGAGCCAAGUGACAGCCAACUGGGACGGUACGAGAAGCUGCGGGCAAGCUAUAAGUCCCUGCUGGAGCAAAUGCAGCACAUUCAUCUAGCCCAGCAGAUUUCUACUGCAGCACCGCCGGAAUCAUCGGAUUCGUCCUCGCUGGGUCAAGACGAACUCUUGGCCCGGUACCAACUGGCUCGAGAGCUCUGUUCUGCCCAGAAGGUGCGGCGUGACGCUGUCAAGGAUCUCGCCCAGCAAACUGCGGAUGCCGGCGUCAGCACCAAAUUCGAUGUGCAUCGCAAACUGGUGGCUCUGGCCACUGGGUUGAAGGAAGAAGAGCUUGAUCCUAUGGCCGCCGAAUUGGCCGAAACCCUGGAGUUUGAUCGCAUGAACGGCAAGGGCGCGUCGCCCGAGCCAGGGCAUAGACGGUUGCCCUCACAGAACGAACAAGCCAUGCAUCCGCCUGGAGCGAGUGUCCCCGUGGAUGCUUAG
Penicillium alfredii is the source of this 2079-nucleotide messenger RNA. RefSeq names its product putative APSES transcription factor. NCBI's taxonomy places the organism in Eukaryota, Fungi, Ascomycota, Eurotiomycetes, Eurotiales, Aspergillaceae. The record is from RefSeq and is a predicted model, not a curated record. Gene Ontology annotation, cellular component: SBF transcription complex; MBF transcription complex. Bases 1 to 2079 code for a protein of 692 amino acids. The transcript has 3 exons. Gene Ontology annotation, molecular function: DNA binding; protein binding; transcription regulator activity.